UGCUCCAGAUCUACACCUGUCCACAAACACCUCCGCCCGAAUCCCGUGAAGAUGGACGACAGAGAGUCGGCAAAGGAGGACAGCAGCGAAGACCUGGACCGCCUCCUGAGGGGGGUCCACUCGGACCCCCCCCCCCGGCCCCAUGGACACCAACAUCUGCCUCAGCAGUCGGUGCAGUGGGGACGUUCGUUCCCCCGUCUCCAGUCCAGUCUUCAGCAGGGACCAGCUGUUCAGAGCAGUGUCCCAGGGGGACGCCGGUCAGCUGGACGGCCUGCUGGACUACCUGCAGCGGCACGGCCAGAGGCUGACGGACCCCCACUUCACAGAUGAAAGAAAUGGAAAAACGGCCCUCCUGAAAGCUCUGCUCAACCUGAAGCAUGGCGUCAACGACACUGUCGCCGUCCUGCUGGACGUCGCAGAGAGAACGGGAGAUUUAGAGGCUCUGAUCAACUCUUCCUAUACAGAUCCCUUCUAUAAAGGUCAGACCGCUCUGCACGUGGCCAUCGAGAGGCGGAGCUUGGAGCUGGUGAGGCUGCUGGUGCAGAAGGGAGCCGACGUUCAGGCCAGAGCCAGCGGGAAGUUCUUCCAGAGAGACGCAGGAAGAGGCUUUUAUUUUGGGGAGCUGCCUCUGUCUCUGGCCGCCUGCACCAACCAGCCCGACGUGGUGUCCUUCCUGAUGGAGAACCGGCACCGCCGGGCGGAUGCCGCCGACGCCGACUCGCAGGGCAACACGGUGCUGCACGCCCUGGUGGUCGUGGCGGAUGACUCGGAGGACAACACGCACGCCGUCGCGCACGUCUACGACCAGAUCCUCGUCCUCCAUCGCAGGCUGCAGGGGAAAGGGGGCGUACGCCUGGAGGACAUCCAGAACCAGCAGAACCUCAGUCCGCUCCAGCUGGCCGCCACGCUGGGGAGACUCGGGAUCUUCAAGCACAUGCUGCAGCGGGAGUUCGUGGACGAGGAGACGAGGCCUCUGUCCAGGAAGCUGACGGAGUGGGUGUACGGGCCGGUCCGCUCCGCCCUCUACGACCUGAGCUCCAUCGACACCACCCAGGCGGAGUCGGUGCUGGAGCUCAUCGUGUUCGGGAGCGAGACGCCGAACCGGCCCCAGAUGCUGCAGGUGGAACCUCUGCGGAGCCUCCUGGAGGAGAAGUGGCAGAACUUCGCCUCCCGACUGCUGCUGGUCCACUUCCUGGUCUACAUGAUCUACCUGAGCAUCUUCACCAUGGUGGCCUUCUACAGGAAGGAGGGCCAGCCGCCGUUCCCGGUGGAGGACGUCCCUCUGGACUACCUGCGGACACUGUGUGAGCUGCUGAGCGUCCUGGGAGCCGUCUGGUUCCUCUACAAAUCAGUGAGUCAUUUCCGGAGGAACCCUCCGACGCCAGCGGCGCUCCGGACGGAUGGCUUCAGCGACCUCCUGUUCUUCCUGCAGGCAUCCCUGCUGCUGCUGGCCGCCGUCCUCUACUGCUGCGGGCUGCGCGACUACCUGGGUCCCAUGGUGCUGUCCCUGGCUCUGGCCUGGAUCAACGUCCUCUACUACUCCAGAGGGUCCCGGCGGCUGGGCGUCUACAGCGUGAUGAUGCAGAGGAUCAUCCUGGGAGACAUGCUGCACUUCCUGUGUGUCCACAGCGUCCUGCUGUUCGGCUUUUCUGCUGGUAAGACUCUGAACCUGCAGUCCCGUCAAACCCAGAACCCAGAACCCAGCAGGGACAGUCUGAGAAGUGAAGUCCAGAGCUCAGGGACAUCCUUCAUGGUUCUAGACAGACGUCCUCUCCGUCUGCUGAAGCUCCACAGUCGGAGGUUGUCUGAUGGUUCGCCAAUAACAUUGUCUUCUUACGUCAACAUUUGUUCUUCCAGGAGAUUCUCUGUUCAUCUCGCCUCUUGUUUACACCGCUGCCGGGUGUACAGAGGAGACCAUCGUCUACUGGUGGCCCAGCUGAAGCUAAAGCUCCGAGCCAACCAGCACCAGACCCUGCCUCGCCCCGACUCCUCCCGACUCAACGACCCCAACACCGCCACAGACUUCAGUCGCUCCACCCGCCGCACCCUUGAUGCCCUGGCUCCUGACAAAGUGACAGAUUGGGCGACCUUCAAGGAAACGGCGUUCUCCAGGGCCGUGUGGCUCCUGAUCUUUUUGCUGCAUCAUGGACCAUCUGAGGUCCCAGGUCUGCGAGGCGUCCCCGGAGUGUCCUUCAGCAGCGACCACCUGACUGACCUGGAAUACGCUGACGACACCAUCCUGCUCAGCACAACCUGCACUGGGGCUGGAGCCGGGGCCAGGGCCGGAGCUGGACCCGGGGCCGGGGGACGGAGCUCGGCGGCGGAACCCUUCCAGUGCCGGAAGCCCAGCUUCAACGAGCUGCGCUUCACCAGCCUGGAGCUCUUCAAGUUCACCAUCGGCAUGGGGGACCUGGAGUUCACCCAGCAGGUCCGGUCCACUCCCGUCUUCUACGUCCUGCUGAGCAGCUACGUCCUGCUCACCUACGUCCUGCUGCUCAACAUGCUCAUCGCCCUGAUGGGGGACACGGUGCAGAGGACGUCCAGGCAGAGCCAGGACAUCUGGAACCUGCAGAGAGCCUUCACCAUCCUGGACAUGGAGCGGACGCUGCCCCGCUGGCUGAGGACGCUCCUUCAGUCCAGACUGUCCAGGAUGAUGUCUCUGACCGACGAGGACAACCACUGCCGCACAUUUCUCAGGGUGGAGGAGACGGACUGGAGACAGUGGAGGUCUGAGCUUCAUGUGAUCAGAGAGGAGGACCCCGAAGACCACAUGCCUGAAGACACUCCUGCUGGUACGACCUUUAACCUGAACCUGCUCCUGAGGAGGAUCCGGUCCAGAGGAGGCCGGCGGCGGCGGGACGCUCCGGCUGCACCGUGACGGCGCCUCCAGGCGGCGGCGGGACACAGCUUCAGGAAACGUUCAUGUUCUCCUUCUGAAACCAGCUGUGUGUGUGUGUGUGUGUGUGUGUGUGUGUGUGUGUGUGUGUGUGUGUUCCAGUUUAAUAAUAAUAAUAAUAAAGCAUUGGUUUUAUAUAGCACU
Molecule: messenger RNA, 3040 nt
Organism: Salarias fasciatus (jewelled blenny)
Lineage: Eukaryota; Metazoa; Chordata; Actinopteri; Blenniiformes; Blenniidae
Product: transient receptor potential cation channel subfamily V member 1-like
Exons: 17
Coding region: 143-2878 (911 amino acids)
Biological process (GO): calcium ion import across plasma membrane
Cellular component (GO): plasma membrane
Molecular function (GO): protein binding; calcium channel activity
Source: RefSeq, a predicted model, not a curated record